This is a messenger RNA of Camelus dromedarius (Arabian camel), 2015 nucleotides long. RefSeq names its product SH2 domain containing 6 (gene SH2D6). Bases 106 to 1350 code for a protein of 414 amino acids. Gene Ontology annotation, biological process: cell surface receptor protein tyrosine kinase signaling pathway; intracellular signal transduction. Gene Ontology annotation, cellular component: cytoplasm. NCBI's taxonomy places the organism in Eukaryota, Metazoa, Chordata, Mammalia, Artiodactyla, Camelidae. The record is from RefSeq and is a predicted model, not a curated record. The transcript is spliced from 17 exons.
GUGGGGGAGGCUGGGGGGAGCUGCGGCUGGGUCCUGGGAGUGGCACAGGUGCAGCUGGUCUGGGGUUGGAGGCCACAGCAGGCCCACCUUCCUGGUGCUUGUGAGAUGCAAAUGAUGAGAACAAUAGGGCCCUGUCCCCAGGCCAUUUGUGGCAGAACCUGGACUCCGAGGAGGCACCGCUCUCUCACCUUGGCCAUGGAAAAGCUCAGCAGAAGCAAGCCCAGGUUGGGGCCACCCCUUCCACCCCCGAGGUGUGCAGACUCCCCACCUUGGAGAAGAGACGCCCCCCGCCCAGCUCCUCUGCCUGCCCCAGGGACCUGGAGACGCCAGCAUCCCUUCCCGGAAGCCCAGGAGGAGGAGGACGAGGAGGAGCAUAAAUACGAGCUGCCCCCCUGUGAGGCUCUGCCCCUGCGCCUAGCUCCCGCACACCUUCCUGGCACUGAGGAGGAAUCUUUGUACUUGGAUCACUCUGGCCCCCUGGGUCCAUCCACGUCAUCAGCACCACCACCACCGCAGCCCCAGCCUGAGAUGGUGAACAGCCUCCCCACCCACCCCACCCCAGGCUCCCACUUCCCAUUGAAGGCAGCGCCGUGCCUGCAGGAGGUGGGGAAGCAGGGCCGGCCCUUUGGGAGGCGAGAGCUGGACGCACGGACCCACGCGGUUCCCGGCCCUCCACAGAAGCCCGAUGAGGGCAUCUACCUGGAGUGUGAGCCCAGUCCAGUCCUGGCUUUGACUCAGACUCUGAACUCCCAAGCCCUGACGCCCCCAGUCCCUCUACCAAGGACAUCAGUGGGGCCCAGGCCCACCAUAGCCCCCCAGGAAGCUCAGAAUGGAGCGUUGGAUGCCACCUCUAAAGGGUCUUCACCAAAGCAGGAAGCUCCCAGCCUGUACCUUAAGGUCAUUCCUCAUUCGGAGGCCACACACGGCCUAGCCGUAAGGAGAGCCUCUUUUUCCUCUGGAGCUGUCACCCAGAACACCUCAGCUGCUGAGACAGGCAGUCUGCUGGGCCAGCCUUGGUACUCAGAGAACUGUGACCGCCAUGCAGUUGAGAGCGCCCUGCUCCGACUCCAAAAGGACGGGGCCUACACCGUGCGCCCCAGCUCAGGCCCUCAUGGCUCCCAGCCCUUCACCCUGGCUGUGCUUCUCCACGGCCGGGUCUUCAACAUUCCCAUCCGGCGGCUGGAUGGUGGGCGCCACUAUGCCCUGGGCCGGGAAGGCAGGAACCGAGAGGAGCUCUUCUCCUCCGUGGCCGCCGUGGUCCAGCACUACACAGAGCAGCCCCUGCCGCUCGUGGACAGACACAGCGGCAGCCGGCAGCUCACCUGCCUGCUCUUCCCCACUAAGCCGUGAUGCCACAGUGGAUGUGCACACCCACCUCUGGCCCGAGUUUGCUCCUUGGGCUGUCUCCCUCUCUCCUCUCCCAGGUCUCCACCCCUGCAGCCCAACCCCCAUCCUGUGCCCCAGUCCCUGCAGGGCCCCCUGAGAGGCACUGGGAAAGGUUGCCCAGAGACAGAAAGGGUCCCCAAGACCACACACCCCAUGCUCACGCAGACCCUGGCACUGCCACCUCUUGCUGCAUCUCCAAGACUGGGAGGGAGGGGACAGGCAGGACCCCCAGUCCUGGCCCCCAGACAUGGCCUCCCCAGCUACUCAGAAUGAUGGCUCCUGUGGGAAGCUGAGCCUCAGGGGGCUAGCACAGGCACUGCUUGGACGCAGAGAGAAUCUUCUCACAUUCCGCGGGGGGCUUAACACAGGGCUGGCAUCCGGGAGGGACUCGGUCACCCUGCACAUCGCUUGCUUUCAAUAAAUAUUUGUUGAGUGCAUCCUUGAAUUCUGCUGAGCAAAGGAGAGAUGGCCUCUAUGAGGUGCCAAGGUUCUCGAAUGUCCCAGGGCACAGCCUGGGCCUGGGAGUGAUAGAGGUCAGGUCAGGCCAGGCCAGAAGGGCGGCCCCAUUUUGGCCCCUGGGCUGGGGCUUUGGCCCUUAGAUGGUCUGUGCGGGCCCCCUGGGUGGCUGA